UACCUGAAACAGCAAAUCUAUCGAAUAUUCUGAAGAUGGCUGAUUGUGAUUGUAGCGGGUGCGACUUAGGGGGCUGUGAUUGCGGUACUUGUGAUUGUGCCGGUUGUGAAGAUUGUUGCGAUUGUACCGGUUGUGAAGAUUGUAGCUGUGGUGCCUGUUGCAAUAGUUGCAGCCAUGUGGACGUAUACUGGUGCCCAUUACUUUGUUACGACUUUGGUACAACUGCAUCUACACAAAAUGAUAGACAAGUCCGAGAAAACAAGCCGGUGGUACAAGAAGAGCCUCAAUCUGUGAUAAGCAAUCAACCAACCUCGCAACCAUUGCAGCCACAAGCUCAAUCUGAUGCAAUGGUCAUGGGUUUGACAAACCAAGAAAGCAUGAAACCAGCAGAAAAUGUUAUUGCUUCUCAAUUGCCUCCAUCAUAUGAAGAAGUGAUGAAGAAUACAAAAUGAAAAUGUUUGCUGCUUUCCAUUUUUUUGUGAUACCAGCAAUAACUGCUACCUAUUUAUACAAUUACUUUUUCUAUUUCAAGACUAAGGGCCGGUUUUUCAUCUUACUGUUAGAUCUGUCGGAUAUUACAUUUCCAUUGAAACAAAUGUGUCUUACAUUGAAAGUUUUCUAUUGAAUAAUUUUAACUGAAACAUAAAAGACCGGUCUUAAGUAUUGCAUUUUCUAUCUAAUUGUGUGAUGCAACUGCUCAGAAAUUUCUAUAUUGCAAGUGUGCCAAGUAUUUCAUAGUAUUGUGAAUUUUUAUACCCACUGUUUAUCUACUUUUUAUUCCACGUGUUAUUGAAUCAUGU
Messenger RNA from Photinus pyralis (common eastern firefly), 800 nucleotides. RefSeq lists its product as uncharacterized. The transcript is spliced from 3 exons. Bases 36 to 452 code for a protein of 138 amino acids. The record is from RefSeq and is a predicted model, not a curated record. Lineage: Eukaryota; Metazoa; Arthropoda; Insecta; Coleoptera; Lampyridae.